Molecule: messenger RNA, 1458 nt
Organism: Schizosaccharomyces japonicus yFS275
Lineage: Eukaryota; Fungi; Ascomycota; Schizosaccharomycetes; Schizosaccharomycetales; Schizosaccharomycetaceae
Product: 60S ribosomal export protein NMD3
Exons: 2
Coding region: 1-1458 (485 amino acids)
Biological process (GO): ribosomal large subunit export from nucleus
Cellular component (GO): cytoplasm; nucleus; cytosol
Molecular function (GO): protein-macromolecule adaptor activity; large ribosomal subunit rRNA binding; ribosomal large subunit binding
Source: RefSeq, a predicted model, not a curated record
AUGGAGCAGGGAAUGGUCAAUGCAGCAGGAUUUUCGUACAUCGCAUCUGAAUCGACUCAGUCGACGAUUCUGUGUUGUCAAUGCGGUGUACCGAUUCCCCAGAACCCGGCGGCCAUGUGCCUUGACUGUAUCAAAAUGUCUACCGACAUCACUGAGGGCAUUCCUCGUGACGGCAUGCUGAGUUACUGCCGUGAGUGUGAACGUUAUCUGCAACCUCCAAACGUGUGGGUCGCAGCUCAGCUGGAGUCGCGUGAACUGAUGGCUAUUUGCUUGAAAAAGCUUCGUGGACUCAACCAGGUUCGGUUGAUUGAUGCGUCCUUCAUCUGGACGGAGCCCCAUUCGCGUCGUGUAAAGGUGAAGUUGACCGUUCAGAAGGAGGCCUUCACGAACACGAUUCUCCAACAGUCCAUGGUUGUGGAGUACGUGGUCAACUACACUCAAUGCCCCGAUUGUGCUCGUACGUACACGCCACACAUCUGGAAGGCGUGUGUCCAGGUUCGCCAAAAGGUCCUCCACAAGCGAACCUUUUUGUAUCUUGAGCAAGUUAUUCUGAAGAACCGUGCUCACUUGAACACGGUCAACAUCAAGGAGGCCAAGGAUGGCAUCGACUUUUUCACUCUCAGCAGCAGUGAGGAGCUUAUUAGCAAGGAUAUCAAGUCGAACACGGCACACUACAAGUUCACCUACUCUAUUGAGAUUGUUCCCAUCUGCAAGGAUGACCUUGUGUGUCUCCCCAAGCCGCUUGCGAAGGCUCAUGGAAACAUUUCUCAGCUGUUGCUGUGUACAAAGGUCGGUACCACGAUCCAUUUCAUUGAUCCCUUAACCCUUCAAACAUGCGAAAUGCUUCCAACCACCUAUUGGCACAUGCCUUUCCCGUCUCUUGCAGACAUUGGCGAGUUGAGUGAGUUUAUUGUGGCCGACGUUGAUUUCCUUGGCCCGACGAACGGCAAAAACGUGUUGGCCGAUGUGGAGUUGAUCAAGUCGUCUGAUGGAAGCACCCACAUGGCUCGUACACAUCUCGGUGCCCUGUUGUCUGCCGGUAACACCGUGCUUUGCUACCAUAUGGCUAUCACCAACUUCAACAACGAAAUCUUCGAUGCUUUGAAGGAUAAUCUCAUCCCCGAUGUCAUCAUCGUUAAGAAGACGUACAGCAAUCCUAAGCGUCGUAAGAACCGCUUCUGGAAGCUCAAAUCGAUCGGUAUUGACCAAGGCGAGUUGGAGCCCAAGAAACAAGACCUUGAGCGCCAAGAACGUGACUACGAGCUGUUCUUGCGCAACUUGGAAGAAGAUCCCGAGUUGCGGCAAAACAUCAACCUGUACAAAAACGAUGCCUAUCGUCCUCCCGCUGACAAUGAGAUGGAGGAGGAUGACGAAGAAAUUGACGAUGAAGAGGUUCCCGCCAUCUCUGUUGACGAGUUGCUCGACGACGUUGAGUCUAUGCAUAUUGCCGACGAGUAG